Molecule: messenger RNA, 1006 nt
Organism: Mizuhopecten yessoensis (Yesso scallop)
Lineage: Eukaryota; Metazoa; Mollusca; Bivalvia; Pectinida; Pectinidae
Product: urease accessory protein D-like
Exons: 7
Coding region: 305-1006 (233 amino acids)
Molecular function (GO): nickel cation binding
Source: RefSeq, a predicted model, not a curated record
CGUAACGAGGGGAGGUAACUCUUGUAGGGUUGAGUUUCACUGACACAUUUGUAGUCUGCUUGGGUAUCACUUCUGUCACGUCUUUCAAAGUAGGUCGGUAUACAGGCACCUGAGCUGGAUUACGGGUUUAUUUUGUACCACUUUAAGACAUUGUAUACACAAACGCAUACAUGCGUGUACUGUAUAUUUCACCGUACACACAGGAGACAGUGAGCAAGUAACGAGAUUACACCUUAUGUCUCUGCAUAGCCUAUACCUGUACUGAUGCUCAUAAACUAGCCACGGGACCACAAUACCCGCCAAAAUGCUUGUGACAAAUGACAGUAAAAAUGAUCAGAAGAAACCUGUAGCAGUGAUGUUUCCUCCGUCAUCACAGGAGCCAACAGCAAGGGUGGUCUUACAGGAGCAGGGGAGGAGAAAGGGCGAGGAAUUCGGAUUAUCAGAGGCAGUUACCAUCAAAUACUCUUAUCCUAUGAAAAUCCUUGUACCAGAACAUAUUGGCAAUGGUACCUGUCGCUGGAUUUUCCCCGUCACAUUUGGUGGAGGGUUGGUAGGCGGAGACAAGGUUUCCAUGGAGAUUGACAUCCAAGAUGGCUGCUGUGGUCUACUGACAAGUCAAGAAGCCACUAAGGUCUAUCAUUGUGAAGAUGUAAAGGAGACAACCCAGUCCUUUAAAUAUACAGUUGGUAAAGAGGCCCUGCUUUGUGUGUUACCAGACUACAUUGUCUGUUACAAGGACGCAGCCUAUAAACAGACACAGGAGAUACAGCUGUGUAACACUGCCAAUGUUGUGUACCUGGACUGGCUGACAGCUGGCAGGAUAGCUAGAAACGAAGAAUGGCAGUUCAGCAGGUAUUUUAAUAGAACAGAAAUCAAGGUGGAUGGAGCAUUGAUUUUUAAGGAUCAGGUACUGAUGCAGGAUUCACCGUACAUUACCGUUCAUCAGUCAAUGAAGAACUAUAAAGUGUUAGGUACCUGUGUACUACUGGGUAAUUACAGGUGCUAG